Glarea lozoyensis ATCC 20868 is the source of this 1623-nucleotide messenger RNA. Its product is annotated as Dihydropteroate synthetase-like protein. NCBI's taxonomy places the organism in Eukaryota, Fungi, Ascomycota, Leotiomycetes, Helotiales, Helotiaceae. Gene Ontology annotation, cellular component: mitochondrial envelope. The record is from RefSeq and is a predicted model, not a curated record. Gene Ontology annotation, molecular function: 2-amino-4-hydroxy-6-hydroxymethyldihydropteridine diphosphokinase activity; dihydropteroate synthase activity. The transcript has 3 exons. Bases 1 to 1623 code for a protein of 540 amino acids. Gene Ontology annotation, biological process: tetrahydrofolate biosynthetic process.
AUGCGAAGCGUCCUUAUCAGACGCGUCUUCAAGGCGAGGGGCUUGUCCUCUAGCCAUGUCGUCUGGUCGAAACACCUCCGUUUUCUGCUACCUAUGAAUUGUGCCUCCGUCCGCCACCAUAGUUCUGGUCCGGGGAACCAGCCAAGCACCCCAAAAUGGACCCAGCAUUCUCUCAAUGGCUACUCAAAAAGGAAGAUCGAGGAAGCAACGAAGGAAACAACAAAAAGCAAGUCUUGGGUUAAGGCAUACAUUGCACUAGGUAGUAACCUAGGAGACCGCAUUGACUGGAUUGAGAAAGCUUGCAAGCAUAUGAACAGUUCUCCAGAAAUCAAGCUGAUCAAAACUAGUAGUCUUUGGGAAACUGACCCUAUGUAUGUUGUUGAUCAAGACAAGUUCAUAAAUGGUGUUUGUGAAAUCUCAACCACUCUCGAGCCUAUCGAGCUUCUUGAUACACUUCAGCAUAUAGAGGUAUCUCUAGGCCGCAAGAAGUUAAUUGAUAAAGGUCCUCGGAAUAUUGAUCUUGAUAUCCUCUUCCAUGGGGAUUCGACGUACAAUGACCCAAGGCUACAAAUUCCGCAUCCUGGUAUUUCUGAGCGGGAGUUUGUUCUUCGACCUCUGGCAGAAAUAGCUCCAUUGAAACCCCUCAACCCGGCAAGUCCAUGGAAGACAGUUCAGGACUCGCUCAAUUCCCUACCCGUAGACACCCCCUUGACGACAGUCACACCUCUAGGACGCGAUGCAGAACCUAUUCGAGGUCUUAAAGCGGAUCGCAAAACCCAUGUUAUGGCAAUUUGGAACAUGACCCCUGAUUCUUUCUCUGACGGUGGCCUGCACUCCGAGGUUUCUUCUGGAAAUCUUGGCCGUUUGACUGCUCUUACUGAGAGCACCGUCCAGCACGGAGCGCACAUCAUCGACGUCGGAGGCCAGUCUACUGCGCCUAAAACCGAACAGCAGCCAACGUCCGUAGAAAUUGAGCGGGUUGUCCCUGUAAUCAGAUCGUUGCGAACCUCUGAAAGCUUUACUGGGUUAAUCAGUGUCGACACAUAUCGUGCCGCUGUUGCUGAGGCUGCUAUCGAAGCCGGCGCAGAUAUCAUAAACGACGUUUCUGCUGGUCAAUUAGACCCAGAGAUGCUCAAAACUAUGGCUCGGCUUGGAAAGACUGUCAUCUUGAUGCACAUGCGAGGCAAUCCCUCUACCAUGGCUCAAGCUUCCAUGCAGGACUACUCGCCCGACGGACUCAUUCCAACCAUGGCAAAAGAACUUCUCGCACGCGUCGCUGAGGCAGAAGCCGCGGGUAUAUAUCGUUGGAGAAUCAUUCUCGACCCCGGAAUUGGAUUUGCAAAAUCACAAAGCCACGCGCUGGAGAUAUUACGACGUCUCGAUGAGUUGCGCGACUGGCCAGGUCUGCAGGGCCUUCCUUGGCUUGUCGGAACGAGCAGGAAGAAGUUCAUUCAACGUAUAACUGGCGUCUCGAAGCCAGAUCAGUCGCAAUUUGGUACUGCCGCCACUGUUUCCGCGGCGAUUGCCGGUGGAGCUGAUAUUGUUCGUGUUCAUGAUGUGGAGCAGAUGGCGCAGGUAGCUAAGAUGUCCGAUGCUAUUUGGCGGGUUUCGCAGGAGAAUUGA